GUUAUUACUGUCCGGAAAAAAAAUCCAGGAAAAGUAAUUGAGUGGAAUGGAAGGAAACUGUGAAUUCCUGACGAAGGAUUGGCUUCGCGACGUUUUCGAAACUAAUGGAGUGUACGGUACCGGUGAAAUUGUGAAGUUCGACGCGUUCGAAGUCUCUCCCGGAUGCGAAAUGGGUGAAGGAUUCGUCUGCGCCAUUUUCGCGUGUCAUGCCGUCAUUGUCGACAAGCAGGAUAAUUCCAAGACAUGGGAUUUGAUUGUGAAGACUCACACGACGAAUCCGGCGAUGAAGAAGGAAAUCGAAGAAACUGGGAUGCACGAAAGAGAAAUAUCUUUUUACCAGCAUGUGGUACCUGCGCUGGAAUCCUUGACGACGGAACCAUUGCCGAUUCCGCGCAUGGUUUCCAUUGGGGUCGAUGAAAAUCGGUCCAUUGUUCUUCAAGAUUUGCGCAAAAUGGGGCUUGUGAAAAUCCCCUGGGACAGAGGCAGGACUUGUCGGGAAAGCGUUGGAAACCUGUUUGGAGAGUUUGGCUCUUCUACACGCGCUACCGAUUGCUCUGCGUCUGAAGAACGAGUGUUCUUUGAAAGAGCUGUUCCCAUUCAUACCGAAUGCUGGUACGAUGCACAAGCAAUACGUCGACUUCAAAUACGUUGGAACGCGUUGGAAGAGUAUUUGUUGAAGGACGCAUCCGGUGUUUCUGAAAUAAAUGAGGGUGCAGCUGUAUACGAGAAACUGAAGAAGUUCGACUCGAUUGGAGAAGCAAACUGGCGCCAUAGCUUUUGGCUUCCAUUGCAGACCAUUUGUCACAUGGACAUUUACAACCGGAAUUUGUUCUUCCAACCCUCAGAUAACCCGAAAAAUGAAGGGGAUGAAGAGGGGAUGCACGUGAAAAAGUGCAUAGUUUUCGAUUGGCAGCUUGUGGAAUCAAUGCUACCUCAAGAUGACCUUGCGUUAAUGUUCCUUCUAAACACUGCCAUUGAAGAGGCUGAGCUGCAGAAUUCACUGAUAUUUUAUUGGAAGUUAUUCUGCAAGCAUCUCGCGGAUCUUCAGGUGAACAUCGAGACACUGGGUGAUUUCACUUUGGAAGGCUUUGUGGAAAGCUUUGGUGAGUCUUUGAUAAGGAUGAUGAGGGUUUGGAUCGGCUGCGUGCACAACAUGCUGAACAACGAGCCCUCUGACAAUAGAAAACGAGAAGUACUCUCCGAAAUAAUGGUGAAUCAAGUGCCUGCAUCUAGAAAUGAUGCAAUUUGUUACAUAUGUGGGAAAGAUGCGGCAAGGAAAUUGUCGGUUCAUUCGGUAUUGAAAUCGUCCCGCGAUUUGACUGUGAAAGACUUCUUAUUGUCUUUGUCAAUUCCUUUUGGAUGCGCGAUUGACCUGGAUGAGAAUCGAGGGUUCACCUGUGGUCGCUGUUCGGAUAUCAUCGAGAAGGCCUUUUCUUUCAAGCGGAAAUUCGAACGUCAGUGCAAUGAACUCAAAAAGCGGCUUGAUUCUGGAUUGGAAGGCGUGACCUAUGAUUUCGGCGAUGACUUUCAGAAGCUGAAUUUAUCGGACUUCCCUGAAAGCCUCGGCGAGCCAAAAGUGGAGGAGAAUUUAGAUGAACUCGUACAGGAUGAACUUGAACUUAAAUCCUCCCUCGGAGAAACUGUCGGAUCCAAUUCCGCGUCCCAAAGCAUCAACCUUGACCGCUUCUCCAUGUCCUCCAUUGCCGAUUCUGUGGAUGACGUAAGUGUGUCAAAGGAACGCAAAAAGGCUCGCAAGAAACAGAAGAAAGCUCGGAAGUUCUCAUGUAUCGCUUGCGGAAAAUUCUCCACGUCUACAGCGAGCAAAUUCAAAAAGCAUUUCCGCUCUGCGCAUCCCGGAGUCAAAGAGCUUCGUUGCGUCAAAUGCGGACGCGGAACUUGGCGCGAAUGGAUGGGGAAGAAACAUGUUUGUUCCGGUGUCAAUUCUUUGGAUGACGUGAACCUGGCUUCCUGCUUACGGCCUACGAAGACGGUGAAGACGAGGGUGGUUUAUUCCCAAGUGGAAAGUCAAUCCAAUCCUGUGGAGUUCGACGGGAUUUUAUCCGGUUCUUACGUUGAAACAAUCCGGUCUGAAGAGCGCACGGAGCGAUAUUUUCUCAAAGCCAAAUCGAAGAUGAAUUACAAUCGUCCCAAUCGUGUCGCUUCGCAGCGCAGCCCAGUGAAUUGCCUAGUUUGCGGCGUUUUGUGCUCAAAAACUCGGAAUCGAUCGAUCGGUGCGGCAUUGAAGCGUGGGGAACAACUUUUAGGCAUGUUCUUGGUCAACACGGGGAUCCUCGUUGCCGAAGAUGUCUGUGACUUUGGCUGCCUUUGCGCGUCCUGCAUGGCGAAGGCGUCUGUGGGCAGUUGGUACGAGGAUAUGUUCAACAAGACAGUCGAGAGCUUGAAGCAGUUGAAGCGGGCUGCUGCUGGCAGGGCGAAGCAACAGGAUGAUGGUUCCGUGAUUUUCAAAGAUGGCGUCGAGAUGAUCGAAGUGUCGAGUGGGCUAGUCAAAGAAGAACUGAUGGACGAGUCGCUGGAUUUGAAAAUCUCCGAGGAUGCCGCCGCGUUGGAGUUCGUGGAUUCCAUUGUUGGAAGCGAAGAAUUCGACCUGUUGACUGGAGUGGACGCCGAAUCUCCGGACAAUUCACUCUUGCAUUCCCUGGAGACUGACGUCUUAUCGUCGGACAUUUUGGACGAUUCCCUGUGUUCAGCUAAUUUUUCCAUACCAUUCACCUUGGAAGAACCAGCAGCUGCUGCGAACACAGAGCCCGUGUCGAAUGUGCUUCAGAACAUCUGGCCGUGUCCUGCGUGUGAUCAGAAAUUUUCGAAGGCCGAAUACGAAGACAAAACAUAUCAGAAGCACAUGUUUUCACAUUGGGCGGAAGUUGUGCCUGCACCGAAAGCCAAUCAGAUCGUGUCUCUGGAAUCACCGGAACGAGCAGAGAGUGUCGUCAAGACGAAGCCGAGAAGGAUUAAGCAGAGGAAAUGCCCUCAGUGUUCACACGUGUCUAAUUACAGCAGCAGUCUCCGGUAUCACAUGAAGACUGCUCACGCCGAGUCUUCGGCGUAUUCCUGUGAGCAUUGCGAAGAUACGUUUCGGUCCGAGUCCGCGAAGAACACACAUACUUUAAAGGUCCACUUGAAAACGUCCAUGUACCAGUGUUCCCAUUGCGACAAAGAGUUCUUUUCCGCCUCGGGAUAUAAAUGCCAUCUCAAGAGCUUGGAAGAAAACGUUGAAAUGCGCAUCUGCGAUCAAUGUGGUGUGACCGUGCCGGCGUACAAGUUGAAGAGGCACGUGUUGAAUAAACACGCGGCCAAGCGAGUGUACCGAUGUGAACAUUGCGAGAAUGUGAAAUAUUCACACAAACGGCUCAUAAGAAAUCAUUACGCGUCAGUCCACGGAAUUGGACAGGUGCAGCCUCGUCCGGAAGUCCCUAGGGUGUGCAACAUUUGUGGGAAAUCGAGCAAUCGACGGGAAUGUUUCGUGGCCCACAUGUUCGAGGCGCAUGGAGUUACGCUGCCGCAUUUGAAAGAGUUCACGUGUCAGAUUUGCGGGAAAAAAUUCCACAACAAGAACUCGUACAAACGUCACGAAUCUGCACAUAAUCAGAAAAAGUACUUGUGUCAGAUUUGUCCGUAUGCGUCUGCGUAUCCUUCGAACCUCAAUAAUCAUAUCGCGAGGAUGCAUAAGAAUUCUUCAGAUGCUUCUGCAUCUACGACAUCCUAAUCCGUGAUAUUUUUUGUGUCGUUGUUUGAGCUUUAAUUGUUUUUGAAUAAAUAUUAAGAAAAAUAUUUUAAAAUUUCGCGAAAAAGAGCUUAUGAAUAUUUUAUACGCUUGGCGAUUGAUGAUAUAAAAAAUUAGAGUGC
Messenger RNA from Notodromas monacha, 3864 nucleotides. The record is from the annotation of a GenBank genome assembly. Lineage: Eukaryota; Metazoa; Arthropoda; Ostracoda; Podocopida; Cyprididae.